GGGGGCUCCGGCGGGGCUGCUCUCCUCCAGCCCCCGGCGGCUCCCCCCGGGCUGGGCUGCAGCCGCUCAGGGCCACGGUCCCCUUCCAGCUGCAGCAGCCGCACCAGCGCCGGGACGGGGGUGGCCGCGCAGGGCCUGAGGAGGGGUGGGCCUGCUAAGCGGACGGAAUGAGAGGCUCAGGCACUGGUCCUUCUUCCCCGGCUCCUCUUCUCUCACACCAAACCUCGUUUCACACGUCCUGUCUGCGCUCCACGAAGGCACUCGGACCAUUCCUGACAUUUCUGCUUGCUGGUAUUUCCCCUCGUUUCCAGGAUUGGGCCAGCGUCCCAUGUUCCGUGGCCCCAGAAAAGCCAAUGUGUAGGCCUCAGCCACCCCAGGUCCGACGUACCUUCUCCCUGGACACCAUCCUCAGCUCGUACCUUCUGGGCCAGUGGCCACGAGAUGCCGAUGGGGCCUUCACCUGCUGUACCAAUGACAAGGCCACCCAGACCCCCCUGUCCUGGCAAGAGCUUGACGGUGAGCGGGCCAGCUCCUGUACGCACAAGCGCUCGGCGUCCUGGGGCAGCACAGACCACCGCAAAGAGAUCACCAAGUUGAAGCUGCAACUGCAGAGGACGAAGCUGAGCCGCAGCGGGAAAGAGAAGGAGCGGGGCUCCCCACUCCAGGGGGACCACGCGGUGCGGGGCACACUGAAGGUGUCGCCUCCCAGCUUCCCCGCAGGGUCCCCCGUCCUUCGACUCAGCCCCUGCCUGCACAGGAGCCUGGAGGGGCUCAACCAGGAGCUGGAGGAGGUGUUUGUGAAGGAGCAGGGUGAGGAGGAGCUGCUGCGGAUCCUGGAUAUCCCCGAUGGGCAUCGCGCCCCAGCUCCCCCGCAGAGUGGCAGCUGUGACCACCCCCUCCUCCUCCUGGAGCCUGGCAACCUCUCCAGCUCCCCCUCCGUGCCCCUGGCGUCUCCCCAGCCUCCGGGCCAGGCCGGCCGUGAAGAACAUCGGGGGGCCGCUGAGGAGCUGGCGUCCGUCCCCAGCGACAAAGCCUCUUCUCCAGGCCACCCAGCCUUCCUUGAAGAUGGCAGCCCAUCUCCGGUCCUUGCCUUUGCCUCCUCCCCUCGGCCCAAUCACAGCUACGUCUUCAAGCGGGAGCCCCCGGAAGGCUGCGAGAGAGUGCGUGUGUUUGAAGAGGCCACGUCUCCAGGCCCUGACCUCACCUUCCUGACUUCCUGUCCCGACAAGAACAAAGUCCACUUCAACCCGACCGGCUCGGCCUUCUGCCCCGUCAGCCUGAUGAAGCCCCUCUUCCCCAGCAUGGGCUUCAUCUUCCGCAACUGCCCCUCAAGCCCGGGGUCUCCCCUUCCUCCCGCCAGCCCCAGGCCACCGCCUCGGAAGGACCCAGAGGCCCCCAAGGCCUCCUCGCUGCCGUUUGAGCCGUGGCAGCACAGCCCGCCCUCAGACGAGCCCGUGCUUUUCCAGAGCUCCCUGGUGGUCUGAGGGCCCCGCCCCCACCCCUUCCCAUGGAGACCAGUGCCUUGGUGGCAGGCCCGUCCCUGGCUCCCCUGAGGUGGGCGAUCAAGGAGCCCUUCCCUCUUGACCUUCGAGCACUUUCAUUUAUUGUGUCAAAGCCCUGGGUCCUCUUUCUGAUGGACAUUGUCCCCUCCAAAUAGGAGGGGGCCUGCCUUCUCCACUAGCAGCUGGGCAGCUCACGAGUCACACCUGUGUUCUUGCCACCCCUCUUACUUGGUGGAAAACUCACCCAGAAGGCCUUGGGUCCCCCACCCCUGGGCGAGUUCAAGGGGCCCGUAUAUGGGGCCCUUGCCCUAGUCAUGGAGCAAGCUGGCCGUGAUCAGCGGAGAGAGGACACCACAGAUUUCUUUCCCUCUCCUCCACGGACACAGAAGGGGAGACCCGAGUACGGACACUCCCAUCCUCCCAGCCUCCACUCCCACACUUCCCUUUCAUUGGAGGAGCCGACCAAAGCAGCCCUAAAGGGCCUAACACUUGACCAAUCCAGCUGCUGGCAGAGGAGGAGCCUAACGUUUUCCCAAGUGGCAUUUUCAUCUCGCUUUCAUCCUGACUAAGAUUGUCUUAAGCAGCAGCCCAGCCUGCCCAGCCCCAGGUGGGGUCGGGGAGGGGAGGGACAGCUGGCAUUCCUCUAGGUGGCAAGUGGUGACUCUGUGCCCUCCACCUGCCCCAGGAUUGGGUUGGAUUAGAAAAAUGCCUAUUUUUCUUGUAUCAAUGUAGAAACUCUAUUUUCUCCCAAAGACACUAUUUUUGCAGCUGUUUGAAGUUUGUAUAUUUUCCGUACUGCAGAGCUUCAGAAAAUUGAAGAAUGUUAAUGUUCAAGUUUUCUUAUCCUGUGUUUAGAAGUUGUUUGUGGGUUUUUUUUUUUUUUUGCAGAUCUUGUUGUUAAUAGACCAAAUAAAUAAGUAUUCCCAGCA
Phyllostomus hastatus (greater spear-nosed bat) is the source of this 2431-nucleotide messenger RNA. It is a transcript of the gene FAM117A, whose product is annotated as family with sequence similarity 117 member A. NCBI's taxonomy places the organism in Eukaryota, Metazoa, Chordata, Mammalia, Chiroptera, Phyllostomidae. The coding region runs from base 168 to 1484 and encodes 438 amino acids. The transcript is spliced from 9 exons. The record is from RefSeq and is a predicted model, not a curated record.